AAACAAAGAAGGGGGUUGUCGAGGAAGAACACAGAGGAUAUAUAAAGAGCAACACAGAGCUUGUCUACGCCGAGAAUCCAGAAAGCCAAACGCCCCAAGUCCUCUAGCUCCUCUGAACCCUUUUGGUUGUGAGCUCUACAAGAUAACAAGUGGUGUUUGGUGUUGAGCAGCGAUGGAACAGCAUAACGACCGCAUUGAAGAAAGUAAAACUGAUGUAACGCCGCGUCUGGUGCUCAAGUCGUCUGAGAAUCGCUGUAUAGCAUCCGGACACAAGAGGUAUGAACCACCUUCACCUUGUAUCUUCAGAGUGCAUGAAGAACUGCGUAAUGUAAAUAAAGAGGCAUACACACCUAGGCUAGUUUCCAUAGGGCCUUACCACCACGGUCAUCCCAAACUACUAGCUAUGGAAAAACAUAAAGGGCGUUAUUUUAAAUUAGUCCUUCGACGUACCAAUCAGACACAAAAGUAUUACUUGGAUUCCAUGAAAGAGCCAGCAAAAAUAGCUCGCAAGUACUAUGCAGACCCUAUCGAUGAUGACCUCAACAGUGACAAGUUCGUGAAGAUGAUGCUAUAUGAUGCUUGCUUUAUUGUUGAGUUUCUUGAUCUUGUGCCUCAGUCUGAUCGUCAAAGUCAACAAGGACAACAAUCACAAGAUAUGGGUCAUGAUUACGACCCCAUUUUCAACACAUCAUGGAUGAGAGCACAUAUUUGCUGUGACUUGAUGCGGCUUGAAAACCAACUUCCAUUCUUUGUUAUAUUUAAAUUUUUUUCCCUCGUGACCGAGACCCAAAAUCCUCCAACCUCCAUCUUCAAGAAGCUGGCUGAGAAUCCUUUCUGUUGCAUCAUACCAAAAACGUCAGACUUUUCCAGAUUCAAUUUUGAAGAUAAAUCUGUCUCUGAAAGCAAGCAUUUUCUUGACUUGUUGCAUAAUGUUUAUCAUCCCCACCCCCCCUCCUCCAGAGAAAAGUCAAAUCAAUGCCAAGGCAAGAAUCAGAGAAUUUGCUUUAAGAUGCCGUCUGUGAUAGAGCUUCAGGACGCUGGUAUCAAGUUCGAGGCUGUGGAGGAUGAUGAUGAUGAUAAGCUCAACCUCAACAUGUUCGAUAUCCGCUUCAAAGAUGGUCAUUUUAAAAUACCAAAGUUUAACGUCGAUGAUUGGACAGAAACAUUCUUCCGUAACAUCAUUGCCUAUGAGCAACAUUCCUCAGAUGAUGAACCACAAUAUUUCACCGAUUAUACAUACUUCAUGGAUCUACUUAUCAACUCCAGAGAAGAUGUGAAACAACUUCGUCGCCAUGAUGUUCUUGACAACUGGCUGGGUGAUGACGAAGAGGUGGCACUUAUGUUCAACAAACUGGGUCACGGAAGAAUGAUUGUGAAUCAGUUCUACUAUGCUGAAAUGUGCAGCGAAGUGAACGCUUAUUGCAAGAGAUGGGGGAACAGAGCAAAAGCUUCAUUGAAGCGUGAUUACUUCAAAAAUAUAUGGGUUACUGUUGCCACUAUGGCAGCUGCUUUUCUCCUCCUCCUCACUCUCACACAGACUGUCAUUGCCCUAAUUAUGAUUAUUAUUUCGCCCCCGUCCCAACAUUGAUCUGAUGUUGUUUGCUUAGGCCACCACCCUGUCAUCCACUAUUUUAUUUCAACAAACUAUUAUGCAUCUGCAUAUGAGACAGUUUCUAUGUUUGUAUUAAUGUGAGUGAGAGUGGAUGUAUUUUCAGAAUAAGUGUACUUUAUUAACUCAUGAACUUAAAUAUUCAAUGUGUUAUCAUGUGAGUGUUUGAGAUUUCUUCU
Camellia sinensis is the source of this 1788-nucleotide messenger RNA. The record is from RefSeq and is a predicted model, not a curated record. Lineage: Eukaryota; Viridiplantae; Streptophyta; Magnoliopsida; Ericales; Theaceae.